Helicoverpa zea (corn earworm) is the source of this 5624-nucleotide messenger RNA. RefSeq names its product phosphatidylinositol 4-kinase beta (gene fwd). The coding region runs from base 457 to 2922 and encodes 821 amino acids. Gene Ontology annotation, biological process: phosphatidylinositol-mediated signaling; phosphatidylinositol phosphate biosynthetic process. The transcript is spliced from 10 exons. Gene Ontology annotation, cellular component: membrane; cytoplasm. The record is from RefSeq and is a predicted model, not a curated record. Gene Ontology annotation, molecular function: 1-phosphatidylinositol 4-kinase activity. NCBI's taxonomy places the organism in Eukaryota, Metazoa, Arthropoda, Insecta, Lepidoptera, Noctuidae.
UUAACAAAAAAAAGUCACAAAAAAUAAAAAAUAAUAGGAUGUCGUCUCGGUUGGAGCGUCAUCGAUUUCUUUAAUUUUGAAGAAUUUGUUUCUUUUAUUACGCCUACCGUUGACUUUUAUUUGAAAAUCGUUUUAGUGUUUUUCGUUCUUUGUUUUUUUUUAUAACAUACAAAUCACUGGGUUACGUGUUGAAAAAGUUUGUAGGGCAUUCAAAGGUUUACAUACAUUGCUUGAUAUAUUAUUGCUUUGCAAUAUAUAGAUUGAUGGUUUGACAACGGCUGUGAGUAGAUGCAUAGUUUUGUUGGGAAUUAGAGUAAAAGAGCAAGAGUAAAGGGUGUCUGUCUGCGUUAGUAGUAUUCGUUACGGACGCCAUGUUGUUAUUUACUUUGUGAUUUUACUACGGGGAGGUAGUGAUAUGGGUAUAUUGUGUUGUGCCGCUACAUCGCGUGUGUGAGAAUGUUAGAGGAUGUACCCGUCCACGGAAGUCGGAGCGACGUCCGAAUCCCAAAAGCCACGACUCAUCAGCGAAACCUCAGUCUGGAUUUCAGACAUGUGACGGGUGCUAGCGGGCCGCCAGCAGGAUGCGGCCACCAAAGAAACAGAUCCCUGGACUCUGUUCUCCAGAGGAUACCAGAAGACAUGACACCUACUUCGCCGGAGGGGGCGCCACUUCGAAUCUCAAUCGAAGUGCCCGCUCCGAGACUAGCGCUUCCACCUGAGGUGCCCACGGGCUCCGACGACUCCGGCAUCCACACACCCCCUGACGGCAACGACGAGGAGCGACCACAACCACCAGCAGCUGCAAGGUCUAGAGAAAGUCUCGAUUCCGGUAACCCAGAAGACACAGACAAACCGCCCGAUCCACCCGAUACACUAGUUGAUACAGCAGUGAAAUCCGAUAUUUGUGCUGCAGAAACAUCUAAAAACAAAGACUUUCUGCUCCGAUUGUUUGAAAGUAAACUAUUUGAUAUGAGUAUGGCAAUCUCAUAUCUGUUUAACUCUAAGGAACCGGGCGUGCAGACGUACCUGGCGAACAAACUAUUCUCAUUCCCAUACGAAGACGUGGAUUUCUACCUGCCGCAAUUAGCGACCAUGUAUAUAGAAAUGAGCGAUGUGGCGGACGUGUUGAAACCGUAUUUGGUGUGCAGGUGUAAACAAAGUGCUGAGUUUUCACUUAGGCUCGCGUGGUUAUUGACUGCUUUCGGGGGUGACGCUAAGAGAUCGAGGGCGACAAAACUUAGGGACUCUAUACUGGCCGAGGAGAUCAGGCCGGCAGCGAGGAGGGGGCAUCACAGGUCGCAGUCUGACGCGUCUGCGUUGAGGCUAGCGACUCCCUCAGGGAGGCACCUGGGAGACCUUGCAUCUGGUCGAGCGUUUGACAAUGGAUGCCUUUGUGGAGAGCAGUGUUCGUGUGGAGCGCCGAGAUUAGCACCUCAAAUACAGUUUCUGACGUCACUGACGAACAUCGGCCGUCGACUAGCCGGGGUCGCGGACAAGGAGCGUCGUAAUGGCCGUCUCAGGGCCGAGUUGGCGACGCUAGACCUAAACCUGCCUGCGAGGGUGUGGUUACCUUUGCACCAGAGGCCUCACUAUGUGCUGAGGAUACCGCCUCAUGCUGCUGCUGUGUUAAACAGCAAGGAUAAGGCGCCCUACAUAAUGUACGUGGAAGUCCUAGAAACGGACGGCCACGAGCCCCUCCCGCCGCGCCUACUUCCCCCCGCGCCGCCCGCACCCCACUCACCCCCUAUAAGACAUACGAAGAGUGAAGAGAACUUAGUACCCGAGUGGCCAGCAUUAUCCCUAUACUCGGGCCUGGAUGAUGGAGACGCGGGCGACUGUUGGAGUCAUGAUGAUGAAGAACUUAGCACGCAGUACUCGCAUCGAGCUCCUGCGCCGGAUAGUUUGUCGCAGGUAUCGGCAGUAUCAGCAUUAUCCACAUCAUCGUGCGGGUCUCGUGAAUCAGUGGCGGUGGGUGCUGGUGAGGUUCGAAGAAGGCUGGCUGAUGCCACCGCCGCUCCUCCGCCCAAUGCUUUCCGACAUGACCCCGCCGAUCCUUCGGCUACAGCGCUUAAGGAAUCAUGGGAAAGCAAAUACGCUCGCAUGCGUUCGUCAUCGCCUUACGGCGCAUUAAGCGGUUGGCGUCUCCUCGGCUGCAUCGUCAAAGUGGGCGACGAUUUACGACAAGAGAUGUUAGCGGCACAACUGCUGAGAAGAUUGCAAACUGCUUGGUCGGCUGAAAGGGUUCCUUUGAAACUCAGGCCCUAUGAGAUACUGUGUCUGGAUAAGGAGUGCGGACUUAUACAACCCGUACUAAACUCAGUAUCCCUCCACCAAAUAAAGAAGCAAUCCGGCAAGAGUCUCCGCGCGUGGUUAGAGCUCGAGCACGGGCCGCCCAACAGCGAGGGCUUCCUGCGAGCGCAGAACAACUUCGUCGAGUCUGCCGCCGCGUACGCGCUUACCAGUUACCUGCUGCAGCUUAAAGACAGGCAUAACGGAAAUAUUUUGCUGGACAGCACGGGUCACAUUAUCCACAUAGAUUUUGGCUUCAUAUUUUCAAUAUCACCCAAAAAUCUUGGAUUUGAGAGCUCGCCAUUUAAGUUGACGCAAGAGUUUGUAGAAGUGAUGGACGGCGAGAACUCGGACAUGUUCCAGUACUUCAAGAUAUUGAUACUGCGCGGUUUGAUCGCAGCUCGCAAGCACUGCGAUCAGAUCAUACAUGUUGUCGAACUUAUGAGGAUGGGCGGUCAGCUAGCGUGCCUGCGCAGCAGCAGCGCGGUGUCGUCGUUCCGCGCGCGCUUCCACGCGGGGCGCACGGAGCCGCAGCUGCAGGCGCUCGUCGACAAGCUCGUGCGCGACGCGCUGCACUCGCUCUCCACGCGCCUCUACGACAACUACCAGUACUACACCAACGGCAUACUGUAGCCAGGGAUCAUCUAUCCAGUAUAUACACUCGUGGGACGUUACUACUCACACUUACGCGCGUAGCUGUAGCCUACUCGAUUGUAUUCGUUAAAUCCUCUGUCGUGCUUUUCAUGUAGUGUUUUGUCUCUUGUUGACCCUUUGAUGGUACUGCUAAAUAUAUGACGACGAAUGUACGGUUACCGUUGAAUCUCGUUCGUUGUUGCAAAUAGAAAGAACCUAGGAAUUUGGAAGUCCCAUUCUUGAAGGUUCAUUUAACUUUCAUCACUUAGCCACGUCACCGUGCUAUAUAUUCAUUGUUUAGAAUUAACAAAAUGUUGAGUCUUGCGAGGUGAUUUAGACAAUAGCAUGUCAGACUACUGAUAUUCACCAUUAAAGGGUACUUUAUUCCUUAAAGUUUCGUUAUACUAUAGCUUACAAUAUGAACACUUGCACUUUAGAAAAUGACUUGUUAAAAAGAGGCAAAGAAAUUCUUUAGUAAUAUUUGAAUUGAAUGUGUUAUCACUCUCUAACUGAAACUCAUUUUCUCAUUAUACAGAGCGUCAUGAGAGUCGACAUUAUCUUCAAUCCAUAUAUUGGUUUAGAAAUUUUGAGAUUCGCGUACUACGUUAACUUGUUAUAUCAUAGCUUACAUCACGUAGAUUUUGUAAAUUUAGUGCCAUAACCCCACUGACACGCUGUACCUUGGAAUCUUAGUCUUAUUUGCUCAAACAUGAACACUCGAUCAUUCACAAUAUGUUUGACCCGUCCACUGUAGAUCCCUCUAGUGCUUUGUAAAAAUAAACAGAUUGACAGAUUCAUAUUUUUCAUGUAUAAAGGUUACUGCAAAUAGAAUGUUAUAAAAUUCUAAAAUAAAAAAUAUGUAAAUAAUAAAAUGAAAUUAUGAUAAUUUUCGCAAUGAGAAGACUGAUUGUUCAGGCAUGAAGAGUGGUUUAGAUUUAGGUUUCUUAGCCGAUUAAAUUUAAGUUUUAUCCUGUAUGUACAUUGGAAGACAUGAAUGCGAAACGAAUGAUAAAUUGAUGUUACUGACAUGAAUGCGAACGAUAUGCCAAAGGAAUGUGUAAAAAUGGCAUUGUUUUAGACGUUAAGUACUUUUAGAGUAAUACGGAAAUCGAAAAUCUUAUUGUUAAAUGUCCAACGCUAGAUAUACUCAGAGACACCAAAUAAAUUAGGUGGAUCUAUAUAACAAAAUAGACGUUUUAUGAAUUAUAUCGAUGUAUGUAUGAUAUAUGGGAUUAUUGUUAUUCUGUGUUGUGGGCAGUGUUGCCAUUAGGUAGGUAAUGGAACCAAUAUUAUUGUAAUGUUAAAAUGAAGGAGUAAACAUUGAUUAGUAUAAUACCUCGUAUCAUUGACCUUUCGACAUCUAAAGGUAUUAAAAGGGGAGUGAGAAUGUUGCCAAAUUUUUAACUAUAGCAAUGACGAGAUGUUUAUAUUUUUAAAUAUGUCCACUCUAAUAUUCCAAUUUUCUCCUCAAAAUAAAUGACAUAUUCUAGGUAAAGAAAUACAGUAGAGCUCUGACCAGCUAGCUAUUCUGAGACCGAAGGGAAAAGAUCUAAAAUUUCCAUACUAUAGUAAAUAGUAUAAUAUACUUUAUGAAGUGGUCCACUUCUUCCUUAAAAAUUGAUAUCUGAAAUACGCGAUCUUUUUAUAUACAAUCUAAUGCCCAGGCGCUCUCAAACAGGAUAUAAAUGGCUAUACAGCACUGAGAGAGGUAAAUCAGUCACAGAUAUAAUGCUGUUCUAUUCAAUAUAAAGCCUUUAUAAACGGCAAAAAUAUAUGUUGAGACAAGGAUGUAAAUACCGUGCAUUUUAUUUUAUGACGUCAUAUAUUUUAUAUUUAUAUUUCUUGUAUAAUACGAUGUUAAACUAGAAUACGGUGUCAAGUUUUAGUUGACACGUACAUAGUCAGGGCCAGUUUACGUCGCUGCUUUGAUUUUGUAUAAUGGAACUUUAUGAAAUGCUAGAUAUUAUUAUGCCGUUGUCUACUGUUGAAUUUCAAUGUUUGUUAAAAGCAUGUUAGUGCGGCACAUAUGCACGAAAUCGUAAGCAAAAGAAGUCAGGAGUCGAAUGCUAGAACAAGAUGUGUCUUCCAUUUCAACUUCCCAAUUACGGUCUUGGGUGUAAUGAAGAAGUAUGCAUCAUUAAUCCAUUGCUUCGUAUUCGUGAAUAUAUGGGAUCUGUAUAAUGAAUCAAGCAAUAAUACGCCUUAUUCUAGAAUAUUUUAAGAUUUAUUUUGCGCUUUUUAUGUACUUAGCUCUUCCGCUAGGCAUUAAAGACGAUCCUGCGAUGUAGACUGGCCUUCAAAGACGCUACUUAUAGUUUUGUAUAAAUUGUCUCUCAGCUUAAAAUCUAGCCUUAAUAAAUCCAUAUUUAUUACCAUUAUAUUUGUGUGUGGGUGAACUAUUGUAAUGUCGCAUUGGACAAAUAGAUAGUAUAUAAUUGACGUACCUAUAAAUAUUAUAUUCAUUAUAGUCUCAUAUUUGUUUAAAGUUGAAAAUUAUAAUUAUAUCUGUAUAUAAACGUUUUUGCUUACGGUCAAUAUUAAAUUAUUCUGUUUAAGACAAUAUUGCAAAUGUCCGAAACUGAGAUAACUUUCUCGUCGAAAUUAAUUCGUUAUUUAUCAUCAUGUACAGGUAAUUGUAAGUAGGUACUCUAACAUCUAUCGUUUAUCUUAAUUUUUUAAAUAUACAUAAUCAUGAUUUUUUA